GACCCUCUGCGUAAGCGUCGUCCCAUUGGCUACGACCAGCACGUCUCUCGGCGCGUCCCACCUUCUCCCUCUCUUCUGCCGAUCUCUCCCGUGUAUGGCUACACUGCUCUGCAGCGGCUUGCACGUCGACAUCGCUCUCCCGACCUGCUACAUGACCUCGAAGCUCAUCGCUCCGUCCAUGCCGGCCACACCCGCGCCGCACAAGCUCCGCAUCCUUCUCGUCGACGACAACUCCCUCAACCUCAAGCUCCUCUCGCGCUUGCUGACGCGCAAGUUCGCGCACCGCCUGGAUGGCGUGCCGAUUUGCGUCGAUGAUGGGUUGAAGGCAAUCCAGGCCUUGAGCCAGGAUGUGUUCGACGUCAUCUUCCUCGACAUCCAGAUGCCGUUCGUGAGCGGCAUCGACGUCGCGCAGCGCAUCCGUGCUGGCGAGGACGGCAUCCUGCCUGCCAACCAGAGCGUCAAGAUCUACGCCACCACGACGGCGGUCGGUCCGGCGCCGGAGCUGCUCUACCGCUCCGUCGGCAUGGACGGUCUGCUGCCGAAGCCGGUGCAGCUCAAGCACCUUGGCGAGCUGCUCGCACCGCUCGACUCGGGCGUCGACUUCGCACACGUCCGCCGCGGCGAUGGCUCAUUCGUUCGGCCACCGAUCGCGUCGCCCAUCGAUGCGCUCUUCUACAUGACGCCGAGCAUGGACGCCACCAUCGGCCAGCCUCCGUCCAUCGUCCACUCGGGCCACUUCGCCGACGACCUGCGCGAGCAGACACGUGCAUCGCUCCGCCGCAGUGGAGUGGGUGCUGCGCGCUGUGCAUCCAUCUCGGGCGGCGAGUGCAUGAGUCGUCGUGGCGCCGCCGCCGAGCCUCUCGCCCGCAACCUCGAGCAGACCGACGUGACGCUGCCCGGCGACGGUUCGCACCGUCGCGGCAACAGCGUCACCAUCAGCUCGCGCAUCCUCACGGCGCAGAUCGCUCGCGAGGUCGCGCGCCUCGAGGAGAGCGACCGUGACAUGCAGCUGCUGUCGCCGACGACAUCCACCCGCUCGUCGCUGGCAAGCGUGUGCGACGCCGACGAGGUGACGAGCAACUCGUCCGUCACCGACCGUGCGGUGGAUGCACCGUCGCCAGCGGCCAGUGCACUGCCCAUCGCGCUGCCUGCACGGCUCGACCGUGCCUUCACCCGCGAAAUCUCGCCGGCACUGACCUACCGGCCGAUCUCACCGGUGUCGCCACGGUCGCCGCCUUCCUGGUUGCCGUCGGCACUAGCCGGCGAUGCCAAGCUGUCGCUCGCACCGGCCCGUCCGAUCCUCUCGCGCAGCGACUCGUCAUCUCGUGUGCUGUCCUUCUUCCACGGUCUCAUGGAAGCCGAGGCGGCCGGCGAGAGUCCGACGUCGUCCAACGACUCGUCGUCAGCAUCGUCCCGUCCGUCGCUCGCACUCAGCUCGGCGCUGCUGUCGAGUCCAUCCUUCGGCAAGAGCUUUGGCUUCGGCCACGACCGCUGGCCGAGCCGCCGUACGAGUCACACGGCAUCAAAUAGCAGCGCUCCGUCGUCACCUCUCCUCACACCCGUCGAAGAAGGCCCGACGGUGCCUCGCACGGCACACUCGGCCAAGCCCUCUCCUGAGUUCCUGAGUCCGCGCGACGACACGUGCGCGCGCCUCGCCCGUUCUACGCUGGCGUAGCUCGUGUGCACCACCAUCCGUCCCGGACGUCCCGUUCCCGCCUCGUUUCC
Tilletiopsis washingtonensis is the source of this 1725-nucleotide messenger RNA. RefSeq lists its product as hypothetical. Gene Ontology annotation, biological process: phosphorelay signal transduction system. The transcript has 2 exons. The coding region runs from base 95 to 1675 and encodes 526 amino acids. The record is from RefSeq and is a predicted model, not a curated record. NCBI's taxonomy places the organism in Eukaryota, Fungi, Basidiomycota, Exobasidiomycetes, Entylomatales.